AUGUGGCGGCGAAAUAUAUGUGAAGAACUUCAGUUCCGCGAUUUCAUGAAGGAAAUUCCAGCUCCGUACAAUAGUGAUCCAUCCCUUGCUCGUCGUAUAUUUAAUUUCCUUCAGCGCUUUGGUUAUAUAAAUGUGGGUAUUUUCACAUCUUCCGGUCCGCCACUGAAGCCUUAUCAGAAACGUGUGGUAGUAAUUGGUGCGGGCAUCGCUGGCAUUAUAGCAGCACGACAGUUGAAGCGUUUUGGUUUGGAUGUGGUAGUACUAGAAGCCCGAAACCGCAUUGGUGGCCGUAUAGCAACGCAUAUUAAAUCAGAGAUCAAUCCGGAGAAUCCAGAAGACGAGCGAAAAAGCAAGAGGACCGUGAUAGAAUUGGGCGCCUCGUACAUUUAUGACUCAUAUGUCAAUCCGCUUAUGACGCUUGUAAGCCAAACGGAUGUCACGUGUGGAUUCGCCCCUUUUCUUGAAUCGUAUCCUGUGUACGACUAUAGAGGAAAAGCUGCAACUGGAUUGCCUACUGCAAGCGAGGCGUAA
Messenger RNA from Gongylonema pulchrum, 531 nucleotides. NCBI's taxonomy places the organism in Eukaryota, Metazoa, Nematoda, Chromadorea, Rhabditida, Gongylonematidae. The record is from the annotation of a GenBank genome assembly.